This is a messenger RNA of Strigops habroptila (Kakapo), 1931 nucleotides long. Its product is annotated as BPI fold-containing family B member 3-like. The transcript is spliced from 17 exons. Bases 63 to 1916 code for a protein of 617 amino acids. The record is from RefSeq and is a predicted model, not a curated record. NCBI's taxonomy places the organism in Eukaryota, Metazoa, Chordata, Aves, Psittaciformes, Psittacidae. Gene Ontology annotation, molecular function: lipid binding.
ACAGGCUCAGGGCUCUUCAUCACCCAAAUGACCAUCACUGGGAAAAGUUACCAGGACUGAAGAUGUCUCCGUUCUGGGCUGUCUUCCUCCUCUGCAGCCUGCUGACCCCUUCACAAGGAUUUAGAAUCAUGCCCUCGGCUCCCCAGGUGGAUGUAGAUGACAUUAAAGAUUCACUGGCCAAACGUGACCUCCAGAAGCUUAAAGGUGGUCUCCUUGGUGGCAACCUGCUCAGUGGUCUCCUUGGAAAAAAGAGCCCUCUUGGCAAAGUCCUUGGCAAAGAUGGUGCUGUUGGUGGACUCCUUGGAGGAGAUGGUCUCCUUGGUGGUGUCCUUGGACAAGAUGGUCUCCUUGGAGGAGAUGGUCUCCUUGGUGGUGUCCUUGGACAAGAUGGUCUCCUUGGAGGAGAUGGUCUCCUUGAUGGUCUCCUUGGAGGAGAUGGUCUCCUUGGUGGUGUCCUUGGACAAGAUGGUCUCCUUGGUGGUGUCCUUGGCAGAGAUGGUGUCCUCGGUGGUCUCCUUGACAGAGAUGGUGUCCUUGGAGGUCUCCUUGGCAAAGAUGGCGUCGUUGAUGGUCUCCUUGGCAAAGAUGGUCUUGUUGAUGGUCUCCUUGAUGCUGUCCUUGAUAUUCUCCUUGGCAAAGGUGGUCUCCUUGGCAAAAAUGGUCUCGUUGGCAAUCUUCUUGGUGGAAAUGGUGACCUUGGUGAAAAUGGUGGUCUCACAGGGCUGAGGAUUCUGAACAACACCCUUCCCAGAAUAAGCCUGCGCACCCUGCCCGGCUUCGGGCACCAGGUGGGCUUCAACACCCGGCUGCUGAUAGACAGCUCCAGCAUACCGGGCUUGCCGCGCUGCGUGCAGGUGGAAGCAGAUGUGGGCGCGCUGGUCCGGGACAAGUGGGCAGCUCCCCAGAGCACCCAGGACUGCAAGACUGUUGACAUAAACAUCAGUGUGAGUCCCAAAGUGCCUCUCCUGGAUCAGGUUUUAAAACGUCUCCUCGGUGAUGUCCUGCGUGAGGUGGUAAGGCUACAAAGCGACCUCCACGGGUGCAACAUCGUCAACACCAGGCUCGGCGUGGUGAGCUCGCUGCUCGGCUCCAGGACCCCCGUGCUCCCACUGGGGGCUCUGGGAGAUCUGCCCAACUUUUCCAUCAUCGGUGGCGACACCAUCCAGCUGGAUCUAAACCUCCCUGUCGGGGACACGGAGGGUGCUGUGGUGGCCCCCACCACGCAGGGACCACCACUCACCGCCAGCCUGCUGCUGGGCACCGGGCGCCUGCCACAGCUCAGCCUGUCCCCACGUGCACUCGGUGUCCUGCUGGAGCUGGCCCAGGAGCAAGGAGCCUUCAACCGCAGCAUCACCAGCUCCACGGUGCCCAAUAGCAUCUCGCUGUCCACGUCUGCCCUUCUCCCGCUCAUCCCUCAGCUCGCCAGGGUCCUCCCUGGCUCCCUGCCGAUGGAGCUGCGCGUGCGGGUGGCCAACGAGCCAGUGGUGGCCGUGAGGGAUGGAAAAGCCACCGCCACUCUCAAAGCCUCCAUCGACAUCCUCAGCCCUGCCCUGCAGUCCGCCCAGAAGCUACUCUUCUCCCUGGACACGGACAUCGUUCUGAGCAUCACCCCAUCGGUUUCCGACGGCAAGCUGCAAACCUCCCUGGCUCUGGACAGCAUCAACCUGACUCGGACACCCCUGAGACUCGACCCUCUCAGUGCAUCCCCGCUUGCAGGGUGGCUCAAGCAAGUCCUCACGGCUGCAUAUAUACCUGCUGUUAAUGAUGCCUUGAGUGUGUCAGUCCCUCUGCCCAAAGUUCCCAACAUCAACCUCAGGAACGCCAAGGUUGACAUCACCGACGCAGACAACUCUUCCGACCAGACCCGUCUGGACAAUUCCUGCUCGGAAGGACCCUUGUCCCUGCUCUCUGUCUGAGGUCGGCAGCACCCC